Messenger RNA from Nicrophorus vespilloides, 2221 nucleotides. RefSeq names its product protein SON (gene Son). Gene Ontology annotation, molecular function: RNA binding. The record is from RefSeq and is a predicted model, not a curated record. NCBI's taxonomy places the organism in Eukaryota, Metazoa, Arthropoda, Insecta, Coleoptera, Silphidae. The coding region runs from base 174 to 2159 and encodes 661 amino acids. The transcript has 8 exons. Gene Ontology annotation, biological process: regulation of mRNA splicing, via spliceosome; regulation of cell cycle.
UAGCAUUGCCGACAAUAACAAUAUUGUUCUUCAUGUGUUAAACUACUAUUGUAAUAGCCGGUGAACUUAAUCUUCUAGUUUAUUAUAGCUAGAAUGACACCAGGCUGACAGCUGUACAGAUUCUAACCUACUUAAUAACGAAACAAAUUCAAAGCCUUCUUUACAUACUCAUAAUGUCGGGAGGCGAAGGAAAGGAAGAGAUGAACGAGAAUGAGAAUAAAUCAUCCAUGGAAAUCCUAUCAGAACUAUUCAGCAAAUUUGAUGCUGAUCCACCAGUUAUCAUCAAGAAGGAAAAGGAUGAGAGUUCGAGGAAGCAUAAGAAGAGCAAGAAGAAGCACAAGCAUAAAGAAAAGAAGCAUAAGAAGAAGUCCAAGAAACAUAAAGUACGAAACUCUAGUGAAAGUGAUUCAAGCAAUGGUUCUGGUAUAGAUCUUACAGAUAUAUUGAAAAGUGAGGAUUGCAAUAGUUCCUUGAGUGAGACAAUAAAGAAAAUAAUUAAGAUGGAUACAAAGACUAUGAGUAAGAGUAAUGUGAAGGAAGUAAAGGAAAAGGAGAAGAAAAGUCAUAAGAGGAAGAAGCAUAAAAGCAAUCACAGUGAUGAUGACAGGAAGAAAUGCAAAAAGAUGAAAUUUGAGGAAAAGAGCAGGAAAGAUUCUCCUGAAAGGUAUAAAGAACAUAAGAGGUCCAUUGACAGGUCAGAAAGUAAAUAUAGAGAGGAAAAACACAAGUAUAGGGAUGACUAUAAAUAUAGAGAUUAUCGAUAUAAAGAUGAUUAUAGAUCUAAAGAUUAUGAUGAUGACAAGAGGCAUAAGUACAGAGAUAAUCCAUUUUAUAGGGAUAGAUCUGAAGAUCGUUACUUUGAUGAUAGACAUAGAACCUAUGACAGGGACAGAGACAAAGAAGAUAGUGAUAAUUAUAUUGAUAAAAAGAAGCUUUUAGAGAUAGCAAGAAGGAAUGCUAUACAGAUGAUGAAAUCUGGUAGUUUACCAGGAGCAUUGACUUUGGGACCUCAGGCCCAAGAGAAGGUGAUUGCCGCUAUAAGAUCGGGCGGUAAAACUGUGGAGGAAUUGACGGAUUUUUGCAAGACGUUGUCAAAGCAGGAGGAACUUGGAGAACUAUCAAGUAUUUCUGACGUUAAUAGCAGUGAGAGCGAUGGCGACCAACCGUUCCAUCAUCCAUUUCAAAUUAAAGAUAAACCACUUACAAUUAAUAUAAAAAAUUCAGUACCACUACCGAUAAAGAGUAAUCAGGAGAGGGCUUCGGAAUUAAGGAUACAGUUUCCCGUUAGUAGUGGACAACAGCAUAGGAAGACGGAGAGUGAAUGGGUGCCAGUGGAACCGAAAGCUAUCGAGGCUCCUCCUCCUGUACUGCCUAAGCCAAUACCUGUCGAGGAACCGGAAGUCAUUGCACCCGCCCCCGUGGUUGUGGUUCCACCUGGUCCACAAGCUUUCCCCUCUAAAGAUCUGGAUGAAGCUACUUUACAAGAGAACGUAGAUAUCGCGUCUAUAGUUAGUCAACGUUUGACAGCAAUGAGGAAGUUGCAAGAGAAUCCGCAUGAUGUUCAGGCUAUUACAGAGAUGUUUCAAGCUCAAAAGGAGAUGAACACUUGGGCGGAAAGUAAACAGCAAGUUGGACAAUUCACUGGGUCGACUGGAGCCCAGAUAUUAUCGCAGGCGGAAUUAUCCGCCGGUUACCAGGCGUGGGCUAGGAAGGACCAAUUGCAAACUGCGGCACCGGUGAGUGGCGGUAUGGGCAUGCAUUUACUCCAGAAGAUGGGAUGGCGUCCGGGCGAGGGUCUUGGUAAGGAGAAGACCGGCACCCUGGAACCUUUGCUGCUGGAAGUCAAAUUAGAUAAAAAGGGUAUAGUAGCAAAAGAGGAACAGAAGAAGAUUGUUAAGCCGCCCAAGCAGCCAACCAAAACUCUGCAGGGUAAACAUCCUGUCUCUCUGCUGGGCGAAUACGCCUCAAAGCGAAAACUAGGCGCUCCUCAGUAUACAGUGGACUUCGAAUGUGGUCCUGACCACAAGAAAAACUUCCUAUUCAAAGUGCUAUUGAAUGGGAUUGAAUACAAGCCGAACGUAGCUAGCAGCAACAAGAAAGAGGCUAAAGCGUUAGCUGCUACAAUUUGCCUACAGCAAUUAGGACUCCUUCCAGUUUGAGAUUGUUUGGAUUUUUGUUUAAACCUAUUUAUAUACAGAAUAAAAGUUUUUUGUUUUCCCAU